Messenger RNA from Pyricularia pennisetigena, 3645 nucleotides. RefSeq lists its product as uncharacterized. The coding region runs from base 1 to 3645 and encodes 1214 amino acids. The transcript has a single exon. The record is from RefSeq and is a predicted model, not a curated record. Lineage: Eukaryota; Fungi; Ascomycota; Sordariomycetes; Magnaporthales; Pyriculariaceae.
AUGAACCGCUUUAGAGCAAAGAGGAAGGAAAAGGAAGAGCCUGCGACGAAUGGAGACCACACUAUGCCUUCAUUUCGAGGCUUUCUAAGGGGCAAAAAGGCCCCAGAGGAAAAACCAGAGCCCCAGAUCGACAUUGCUACCGCGUUACCAACCCACGAUGAUUUCCGGACGAGUUUACUCAUGACAGGCUUGUCAGCCCGUUUCUCGAUGCUGAGAGAACAGGAUGACCCGACCAGCAAGAUUGGAAAAGCCAGUGAUGACAGUGUGCUGUUUCCCAAACGACAGUCGCGGAUGAUGGACUACGGCUUCAACAGUGGAACCGGCCUCAAUGACAUCGCCGAGGUCGAGUCUCUAAGAGCUCCUUUCGCCCGCAUGGACUCCUUCGCGUCAGCAGAUGAUUCAUCUUCGACCAAGGGCAGCAUCAUGAGCAGAGGGAAACCAACCGAUGGUAACAAUCUGUUUGGGGGUCGGCAAAAGAUUGUAGUUGGAAACAGGACACUCUACGAGAACGACGUCGCCAGUUCGUCAUUCCAAAAGUGGCGGCGCGAGGAGAGGGAACGUGAGCGCAAAGCUCUCGAAGAUGAAGAAGCGAAUGACGACUCUCACGGUUGGAGAUCAAGACGCAGUGAAGAGGAAACCUCCGCUGCACGAUCAGAGUCUCCGUCUGGGCAAAAUUUCAGCCGAAGACGCGAGACGUCGUCAACUACUGCCUCGUCCUUGGCGCGCAAUUCAACAGCAGCAACUUCCAUUGCCUCACAGCAGUCACAGGCUACAACCGCUUCUACGGCCUCUGGCGCCCCUGUCGAGCGUUCAGUCACUCGAACGAGGAGACUUUACGAGCAGGCGCUGAACCAGGAUCUCCAUGCCAGCCAAUCUACUGCUUUGUCACGCAUUGAUACCCUCACAGGAAAGAAGUCAUUCACCAGGGGCUCUCCCGAUCCCAACUCCUCAACAUCGCCUCCGAUGGGCUUUGGGUUUGGCGAACGCCGACCCAUAAUUUCCAAGGCUAGCGCUCCCAACUUGAGAACAACAAGCCCCACGGCCUCGAUAGUCUCUGCCUCGAACGACCGGGGCAGCAAUAUCUCCAGCAAGGAGUCUCGGUUCAACUUUGCUGGGACACCUCCUCUGAGCCCUCCAAUCAGCGAGACCGGUGAUAUGUCUCUGAUGGCUAUCCAGCCCAACGAUGUAGGCAAGGCAACUGCUAUGGGUGUGUUCAACAAACCAGCGCAGCCAUAUAACGAAUCCAAGUACGCAGAACGACAGCUCCAGCUGCAGCAGGGUCGCGACACCCCGACGCUGCGUGGUCGGACCGAGUCCAACGGCACGAACAUGUCCAAGACCGGCCUGUCGAUACAUCCAGAACCGAAGGACAAGUCGACAUCAUUAACCUUCCUUGAUGAUUCUGACGAAUCCACAGACGAGCCUGGGCAUUCCCCCAUUCCUCCCGCUGUUGUUUUAGAGAGACCUGCCGACAGCGAGCAUCCCGCAUUCAGGCAGGACGCCCUGCCAACACCGCUGUCUUUUAAAUCCCAAGUAUACGACCCGCCCCACGAUCCUUCACCGCCGCUAUCGAAGCCUGAAAUCUUUGAGUCACCUAUCAUUCCACAAAACACCACGCCGAUCGACUCGCCUACGCUGGGUUCUCCGGGCCUUCUUACAACUGGCUUGAGUGGUAUGGUACGUCAGCACAUGCGCUCGGAGAGCAGCACAUCCUCUAUCUACGGGCCUAGCUCCUCAGGCUUGGAGGUCAAGUUCCCAGCUGCCUCGCGGGACUCGACAGUUCUGGCAAUCAUGGGCGAUGGCUUAGGGGUCAGCAAUUGGCAGGACCAGCAGUGGAAUCCCUAUGAAGACGAAGCCGCUGAGGCUCGCAUUAGCCAGCACACGCUUGUCCAAGACGACAUUCCGACCGAACCGGAACCGUCAAUGCAGUCAAACCCAGUCGAAGUUCCAGAAAACAACACCAGCCCGGUCAAGGAGGAAGACUCCGACGACUUUGCCAACCGGGUUGCGAUCGCCAGGCGUCGUGUUCAGGAAAGACUGACUACAUCUUAUCUCGAAUCUGCGGAGAGCAGCCGGGCGCCUUCCCCUCAGCCCCAGGAGCGCGAAACGCCUGUGCCAGCCAAGCCCAGCCCAUUUGGUCUGCUCAGGGGCAAGUCAAGUCGGGGAUCUCUGGCUGACAGGAAUCGCAACGGCCCACCCAGGAAAGCUUUACAGACCCUAGGCCUUGGUGCUACGACCAUGAGCUCAUCGCCCAGCCCUUCUAAACAAUCCUUUGAGGACGCCGGCCUUGCCCCUAUGAGGGAGGAGGCGGAGAUCAAUUCGAGGGUAGAGACAGCCAGGCGCCAGUUUGAGGACAAGGCCAAAGAGAAGGACUCGGAUGGUCGGUCACUGAGGUCUACAAAAUCUACACGGUCUUUGACGGACAAGGAUGACGAGCAGACUCAUCCGGGUCUUCGCGCUUUUAGACAGGCUCGCCGACAGCUUCAGAAACAAAAGGAACUUGCCGUUCUUGCGCGGCACCAGGGUCAAGGAGAAGGUGCCAAGAACGAGGAGUCUGAUGCUCAAAAUGAGACUAAUCCGCAGGAACGAACACCAUCCAAAACUCGACACGCCAGGCGAGACCUUAGUGAGGAUUCAUAUCGCAGUGGUACAUCGAUGUCUCCUCCGCGCAACGAACGCGAUAGGAGUGGGUCUGAAACGAGCACUGGCAGGGUUCCGCCUCGACCGCCUCGUCUUCGCAACAACUCAUCUCCAUACGAAAACCAGCAGUCGAACGAUUCUGAGAACAUGCCACGUCGGCCAAUGCUGCGCUCACCGGGCCUUCCCGGUACCGAUAUCAAGAGGUCGCCUAUUAUGCCGCCUCAACCUUACCCUGGAGCUAUGUCGUCGCCCAAAGGAUUCUCUAGAUCGGCUUCUUCGGGAAACCUGAAGGUUAACCCUCCACGACUUGGAGAAUUGGCACCCAUCUCUCCUAUCGCCCCGUUAAGUCAAGGUCUUCCAACCAGCCCGAGGCAUCAAUUUAUGCCUCCCUCGCCCGCUGCCAAUUCCCCUUCGGGAUCAACUACCAACAGCAGCCUGAACGAAGCGAAGAAGAAAUUCAUCAACAAGAAGGACAUCUCAGAUCCGACACUGGUGAUGAGCACCAGCCGGGUUCCGACGGUUAAUCUGCCUCAGAGCCAAGCUUUCCCUGAGAGCACAGGGGCGGGAUCGGAUAAACGCACUGCACCUCCGGUCCCACCGAUAAACCCUAGGCGAACUCGCGGUGUCAUGAAUGGCUUCCUUGGACGAAAGAAUAGUGAUUACGACGAUGAGACAUUGGUUACUUCGAGCUCGCCGCAUCUCCCUCUUUCGAACUCGAGUGGCUCGCUCGGUGGCUCCAGGGCGGCCGACGAUGGCCGCAGUGCUUUCUCGGUUAGCGAGGACGAGGAAGACAAGCCGGCCAGUAGAUGGCGGCUCCGGAAGACGAAUACGGAAGCUCAAGGGGCUAAUUCGGGAGUUUCUGCCGCAGCUUCACUGGGCGCUGCUGGGCCCUUUGGACCUCCACGAGAUACGCGAGCAUUUGUCUCGGCUGCACCACCCGUUGGCCGCUCGGUGAUGACUGCCCCGACGAGAAAACCUAGUGCUUUGCCGGGUGGGAUGAUUUGA